Molecule: messenger RNA, 1215 nt
Organism: Myzus persicae (green peach aphid)
Lineage: Eukaryota; Metazoa; Arthropoda; Insecta; Hemiptera; Aphididae
Exons: 2
Coding region: 1-969 (322 amino acids)
Source: RefSeq, a predicted model, not a curated record
AUGGCCGUCAUCAAUGGAUAUAACUACGGUACAGCCAACGUUACUCGUAUAAUAGUAAUAAUUAUUGCUGUACACGUGUAUUUCGUGCCGCCGACCUCUUGCUGGGUGCCGAAGGCCGUUGACGUUUACCGCAGCGAAGAAGAUAAAAAUACGUUUAAUUGGAUGGACGACGAAGACGAUGAAGACGACGAGAUAGACGACCUAUCACCAGUGCAAACUGACGACGUCAUUUCAGCUGAAAAAAUGACUGCAUUUUUCGAUAAGUUAAAUUCACUGCGCCAGCGACGCCGCGAAAACCGUCCGAAAUCGGCAGACAAUUCCUUGCAGCAGCCGUUCAGGGUCGAUCACGAUGUACCGGUUGGAAUCAAAUCCUUAGACGAGGCUUCGGCGGCGGCGGCGGACUACACGGCGAUAGAGGUUGGAAAUCGUGGCGUUUUCGAGAUACGGGAUAGAUCGGCGACUUCAAUGGGUACGAGUGGCGAAGAAGCGAUUGAAGUGGUGACGAUUAACAAUUACAAUUAUGAGGCACGGACGACAAAAACGAUCGAGGACGGUCGCUUGAUAGAUGCAGGUAGAUCCCGGGUCCUGCAAGCGGCUGCAGCCGUCGGAUAUUUGCACAUGGGUUGGCGAAGCGCUCAAUGCCUGUGGCGCCAGUAUCGUAAAGCUGUCACUGAACAGGAAACGUUAGCUGUCCGCGAGCGGUUCAAUGGUUUUGUCCGGUUCUGGACGUUAGCUAUCGCCAUCUCGGUGGUUGCCCUGUGGUCCACAUUCGGAUACUUCCACGAGCUGCUCUGUGUUUGCGUCGCUGCUCCACCAGCUGAAUAUGCCAAAGAAGUGAACAGGUACCUGAUGAUGGUACCCCCACACGUAGUAGUGACGAACAAAGGCAAAAUGUUUCGGUACCAACCGACGGCCGAAGAACGUUUCCUAUGGGAAAGCGCGAAAAGAAUCGCAAAUUUCAAAAUAUAAAUAUUAACUUUAUAGGUACGAUCAUUAUAUAGUUGCUAAUCGCAUAAUAUUUUUUUGUAUAAUCGUAAAAUGUAUACAUCAUCAAUAAAGCUAUAUUCAAAUAGAAUUAAUAGAUAAAUAAAAUAAUUUAAUUUUUAACCAUUUUAUGCAUUUAUCUCACCUACCCUAACCUAGCAUUAUAACUUAUAAAUAGCAAGGCCGUAACCCAAGGGGAGAGGGGAGGGGGUGUAAACGGGACUGGAUCUU